Cricetulus griseus (Chinese hamster) is the source of this 13403-nucleotide messenger RNA. NCBI's taxonomy places the organism in Eukaryota, Metazoa, Chordata, Mammalia, Rodentia, Cricetidae. The record is from RefSeq and is a predicted model, not a curated record.
AUGCUACGUCUCCAUUUCACAGACGUCGACCCAGACUCUCGAAAAUGGUUUGCAUGUGAAGUGGAAACACUAGAGCGCUGCAUCGGAAGGAAAGAUCGACGGAUAAAGGAGCGGAGCUCUCAGCUCAUCCGAUCGACGAGCGCGGGGAUCCUCAGCCUGGCGGACGUCCGCAAACUCUUUCUUUACACGACCACCCAGAAUUACUUCGGGCAGAGGCCGGAGCUCUGGGACCAGCCCCCGCUGAGCAGCUGCCCGGAGGUGAACAACUUCUUGGACGACGGCAACCAGAUGCUGCUCCGGGUGCAGCGGUCCGACGCUGGACUGGCCUUUUCCAACACGAUUGAUUUUGAUGACACAAAGGAUAAAGUGCUGGUGUUUUUCAAGCUCCGACCCGAAGUAAUUACAGAUGAGAAUCUACAUAACAAUAUUCUUGUUUCAUCUAUGCUGGAGUCACCCAUCAAUUCACUUUACCAAGCAGUACGGCAGGUGUUUGCACCCAUGUUGCUAAAGGACCAGGAAUGGAGCAGAAACUUUGAUCCCAAACUUCAGAAUCUUUUGAGUGAACUAGAAGCUGGAUUGGGUGUAGUUCUACGAAGAUCAGAUGCUAACUCACCCAAGCUGAAACUUAAGGAAGAUGAUACAAGAGGUAUUCUCACACCAAGUGAUGAGUUCCAGUUUUGGAUAGAACAAGCCCAUCGUGGAAAUAAGCAGAUUAGUAAAGAAAGAGCCAGUUACUUUAAGGAAUUAUUUGAAACGAUUGCAAGGGAAUUUUAUAACUUGGACAGUCUGUCCUUGCUAGAAGUCGUUGACUUGGUGGAGACGACUCGGGAUGUUGUAGAUGAUGUAUGGAGACAAACAGAACAUGACCAUUACCCUGAGUCACGGAUGCUGCAUCUCCUAGAUAUUAUAGGUGGUUCAUUUGGAAGGUUUGUUCAAAAAAAGCUGGGAAGUCUGAAACUGUGGGAAGAUCCUUAUUAUCUUGUGAAAGAAAACCUGAAAGCUGGCAUUUCAAUUUGUGAACAGUGGGUGAUAGUCUGCAGUCACCUCACAGGUCAGGUGUGGCAGCGCUAUGUCCCUCAUCCAUGGAAAAAUGAAAAGUAUUUUCCAGAAACUCUUGACAGGCUGGGCAAACGCCUGGAGGAGGUCUUGGCUAUUCGGACAAUUCAUGAGAAGCUCUUGUAUUUUCUACCUGCCAGCGAGGAGAGAGUCAUGUGCUUGUCUCGAGUAUUCGAGCCUUUCACUGGUGUGAACCCUGUGCAGUACAACCCAUAUACCGAGCCAUUAUGGAAAGCUGCAGUGUCUCAGUAUGAAAAAAUCAUUGCACCCGCUGAGCAGAAAAUAGCAGGAAAAUUAAAGAAUUAUAUUUCAGAAAUUCAAGAUAGUCCACAGCAGCUUCUUCAAGCAUUUCUAAAAUACAAGGAAUUGGUGAAGCGUCCGACUAUAAGCAAAGAACUGAUGUUAGAGAGAGAGACAUUACUGGCAAGACUUGGGGACUCAGCUAAAGAUUUCCGAUUGGACUUUGAGAAUCGGUGCCGAGGGAUUCCUGGUGAUGCCUCUGGGCCACUUUCUGGCAAAAAUCUUUCAGAAGUUGUCAAUAACAUUGUUUGGGUUCGUCAGUUGGAAUUGAAGGUAGAUGAUACUAUCAAGAUUGCAGAAGCGCUUUUGUCUGACCUAUCAGGGUUUCGGUCUUUCCAUUGGAGUGCUGAAGAUCUCUUGGACCAGUUUAAGCUGUACGAACAAGAACAGUUUGAUGACUGGUCCAGGGAAGUUCAGUCAGGGUUGUCUGAUUCCAGAUCAGGUUUGUGUAUUGAGGCUAACAGCCGAAUUAUGGAGUUAGAUCCUAAUGAUGGUUCGUUAAAAGUACAUUAUUCUGAUCGUUUGGUGAUUCUUCUGCGAGAAGUCCGUCAGCUCUCUGCCCUGGGCUUUGUCAUUCCUGCCAAAAUACAGCAGGUUGCAAAUGUUGCCCAGAAGUUCUGCAAGCAAGCCAUCAUUCUUAAGCAAGUGGCACAUUUUUACAAUUCCAUAGAUCAACAGAUGAUUCAGAGUCAGAGGCCAAUGAUGCUGCAGUCUGCCUUAGCAUUUGAACAGAUAAUUAAGAAUUCAAAGGCAGGAAGUGGAGGCAAGUCACAGAUUACUUGGGACAACCCUAAAGAAUUAGAAGGCUACAUCCAGAAACUCCAAAAUGCUGCUGAGAGACUUGCCACUGAAAAUAGAAAGCUGAGAAAAUGGCACACUACUUUUUGUGAAAAGGUGGUCAUUCUUAUGAAUAUCGAUCUGCUUCGGCAGCAGCAGCGCUGGAAAGAUGGGCUGCAGGAACUGAGAACUGGCUUAGCAAGUGUGGCAGCUCAGGGGUUCCAAGCCAGUGACAUGCAUGCCUGGAGGCAACACUGGAACCACCAGCUCUACAAGGCUCUGGAGCACCAGUAUCAGAUGGGCCUGGAGGCACUGAAUGAGAACCUGCCAGAAAUAAAUGUAGACUUAACCUACAAACAGGGAAGGUUACAAUUUAGGCCCCCUUUUGAAGAAAUCCGGGCUAAAUACUACAGAGAAAUGAAGAGGUUCAUUGGCAUUCCCAACCAGUUUAAGGGAGUGGGCGAGGCUGGAGAUGAGUCAAUAUUUUCUGUUAUGAUUGAUAGAAAUGCAAGUGGAUUUCUGACUAUUUACAGUAAAGCAGAAGAUCUGUUUAGAAGGCUAUCUGCUGUUCUGCAUCAACAUAAGGAAUGGGUUGUAAUUGGACAAGUUGACAUGGAAGCUCUGGUCGAAAAGCAUCUUUUUACUGUGCAUGAUUGGGAGAAAAAUUUUAAAGCACUGAAAAUAAAAGGGAAAGAAGUUGAACGGCUCCCCAGUGCUGUCAGGGUGGACUGUCUCAACAUCAACUGCAGCCCCGUGAAGACUGUGAUCGAUGACCUCAUCCAGAAGUUAUUCGAUAUGCUUGUCCUUUCUCUGAAGAAGUCCAUCCAGACUCAUAUACAUGAAAUCGAUACAUUUGUUACUGAGGCUAUGAAGAUCUUAACAGUUAUACCUCAGUCUGUGGAAGAAAUAGGUGAUACUAAUAUACAGUAUAGUAACCUCCAGGAUCGGAGGCCACAGAUUUUGCCCCUGUUUCAAGAAGCUGAAGAAAGAGCUGUGGCAGGCGGUGGGGUGGAGACAGUCAGCAGUCUGAGAGCCAAGUGGGACAAAUUCGAGCUGAUGAUGGAGAGUCACCAACUCAUGAUUAAAGACCAGAUCGAAGUGAUGAAAGGAAAUGUGAAGUCUCGCCUUCAGAUCUAUUACCAAGAACUGGAGAAGUUUAAAGCCCGUUGGGAUCAGCUGAAACCUGGUGAUGAUAUUAUUGAAACUGGCCAACAAUAUACUCUGGAUCAAAGUGCAAAGUCUAUAAAGGAGAAAAAAAUUGAGUUUGAUGAUCUUGAAGUCAUAAGAAAAAAGCUAGUUGAUGACUGCCACCAUUUUGCACUAGAAGAGCCCAACUUCUCUCUGGCAUAUAGCAUCUCUAAGGACAUUGAGAGCUGUGCACAAAUUUGGGCUCUUUAUGAGGAGUUCCAGCAAGGUCUCCAGGAAAUGGCCAGUGAAGAUUGGAUUACUUACCGGUCUAAGACCUAUCUGUUUGAGGAAUUUUUGAUGAACUGGCAUGACAGAUUGAGGAAGGUUGAAGAACAUUCAGUCAUGACAGUGAAGUUGCAGUCAGAAGUUGACAGAUAUAAAAUCAUAAUUCCUAUCUUGAAAUACAUAAGAGGGGAACAUCUUUCUCCAGACCACUGGCUUGACCUUUUUCGUCUGCUUGGCCUUCCCCGAGGGACCAGUUUAGAGAAAUUACUGUUUGGUGACCUGCUCCGAGUUGCUGAUACAAUUGUGGAGAAGGCCUCAGAACUUAAAGAUUUGAAUAGUCGGGCACAAGGGGAAGUUACCAUCAGAGAAGCUUUGCGUGAACUUGAUUUGUGGGGAGUUGGAGCCGUGUUCUCACUGAUUGAUUAUGAAGACAGCCAGAAUCGAAUGAUCAAGUUGAUUAAAGACUGGAAAGACAUAGUCAACCAGGUUGGAGACAAUAGAUGCCUUCUUCAGUCCUUAAAAGAUUCUCCAUAUUACAAAGGAUUCGAAGAUAAAGUGUCAAUUUGGGAAAGAAAACUUGCACAGCUAGAUGAGUACCUGCAGAAUUUAAAUCAUAUUCAGAGAAAAUGGGUGUAUUUGGAGCCCAUUUUUGGCCGUGGAGCUUUGCCUAAAGAACAGACACGCUUCAACAAAGUUGAUGAAGAUUUUAGAUCAAUAAUGUUGGACAUCAAGAAAGACAACAGAGUCACCACAUUGACUACUCAUGCAGGAAUCCGAAAUGCUCUGCUAACAAUACUUGAUCAACUUCAAAGAUGUCAGAAAUCCUUAAAUGAAUUUUUGGAGGAAAAACGGUCAGCAUUCCCAAGAUUUUAUUUUAUUGGCGAUGAUGACUUGUUAGAAAUCCUGGGCCAGUCCACUAACCCAUCAGUGAUUCAGUCCCACCUGAAGAAGCUGUUUGCUGGCAUUAACAGUGUGUGCUUUGAUGAGGAGUCCAAACAUAUAACUGCAAUGAAGUCGCUAGAGGGAGAAGUUGUGCCUUUUAAAAAUAAAGUUCUCCUAUCAAAUAAUGUAGAGGCAUGGUUGAAUGAUUUGGCUUUGGAAAUGAAGCAAACUUUGAAACAAUUGUUGAAAGAAUGUGUUACUGCUGGGCGGAGUUCACAAGGUGCAAUCGACCCGUCUUUGUUCCCUUCCCAGAUACUGUGCUUGGCAGAACAGAUCAAGUUUACUGAAGAUGUAGAAAAUGCCAUCAAAGACCACAGCCUCCACCAGAUUGAAACACAACUGAAUCAGGCAUUCUGGAGCUGAAGCUUAAGGCACUAAUCCUUGAUAUUAUUCAUAAUAUUGAUAUUGUGAAACAAUUAAAUCAAGUUCAGGUUCAUACAACUGAUGACUGGGCUUGGAAGAAACAAGUUAGAUUCUAUAUGAAAAGUGACCAUACAUGUUAUGUUCAAAUGGUGGAUUCUGAACUUCAGUAUACAUAUGAGUACCAGGGUAAUGCUUCCAAGCUGGUUUAUACUCCACUGACAGACAAGUGCUACCUAACUCUGACUCAAGCCAUGAAGAUGGGACUUGGAGGGAAUCCCUAUGGACCUGCUGGAACUGGGAAAACUGAAUCGGUGAAGGCGCUAGGCGGACUUCUUGGGAGACAAGUUUUAGUUUUUAAUUGUGAUGAGGGCAUUGAUGUGAAGUCAAUGGGGCGAAUAUUUGUUGGUUUGGUGAAGUGUGGGGCCUGGGGUUGUUUUGAUGAGUUCAAUAGACUGGAAGAAGCUGUACUGUCAGCAGUUUCCAUGCAGAUCCAGACCAUUCAGGAUGCUUUGAAGAAUCACAGAACUGUAUGUGAGCUGCUUGGCAAAGAGGUAGAAAUAAAUUCUAAUUCUGGAAUUUUCAUCACCAUGAAUCCUGCUGGAAAAGGUUAUGGAGGAAGGCAGAAGCUUCCAGAUAAUCUUAAGCAGCUUUUCAGGCCGGUGGCGAUGUCUUGUCCAGACAACGAUCUUAUUGCAGAAGUGAUUCUAUAUUCAGAGGGCUUCAAAGAUGCUAAAGAAUUGGGCAGAAAGUUGGUUGCUAUUUUCAACCUAUCUAGGGAACUUUUGACACCCCAGCAACAUUAUGAUUGGGGGUUGAGAGCUUUGAAGACCGUACUGAGAGGAAGUGGCAAUCUUCUGAGACAGCUUAAGAAAACUGGCACAAAACAAGAUGUUAAUGAAAAUCAUAUUGUGGUACAAGCAUUGAGGCUUAAUACAAUGUCAAAAUUCACAUUUGCUGAUUGCAUACGGUUUGAUGCGCUGAUCAAAGAUGUCUUUCCUGGAAUUGACUUUAAAGAAGUAGAAUACAAUGAACUAAGUGCUGCAUUAAAGCAUGUCUUUGAGGAGGCCAAUUAUGAAGUCAUACCCAAUCAGAUGAAGAAAGCUCUAGAAUUGUUUGAACAGCUGCGCCAGAGGACAGGAGUUGUUAUUGUUGGUCCAAGUGGUGCUGGCAAGUCUACCCUUUGGAGGAUGUUAAGGGCUGCACUUUGUAAAAUUGGCAAAGUAGUAAAACAAUAUACAAUGAAUCCCAAAGCUAUGCCCAGACACCAGUUAUUAGGACAUAUUGACAUGGAUACGAGAGAAUGGUCUGAUGGUGUUUUGACAAAUAGUGCUCGCCAAGUAGUUCGAGAACCUCAAGAAGUCAGCUCAUGGAUCAUCUGUGAUGGUGACAUUGACCCCGAAUGGAUAGAGUCUCUGAAUUCUGUUCUGGAUGAUAAUCGGCUGCUCACCAUGCCCAGUGGAGAAAGGAUUCAGUUUGGCCCAAAUGUUAACUUUGUAUUUGAAACUCAUGAUUUAAGCUGUGCUUCACCAGCCACAAUAUCUAGAAUGGGAAUGAUAUUUCUUAGUGAUGAAGAGACAGAUCUUAACUCUCUGAUGAAAUCUUGGCUGAGGAAUCAGCCUGCUGAAUACAGAAGUAACCUUGAGAACUGGAUUGGAGAUUAUUUCUCAAAAGCUUUACAGUGGGUUUUGAAGCAGAAUGACUAUGUCGUAGAAACAAGUUUGGUUGGGACUGUGAUGAAUGGUUUGUCCCACCUCCAUGGAAGCAAAGAUCAUGACCAGUUUAUUAUUAAUCUUAUACGAGGACUGGGUGGGAAUCUGAACAUGAAGUCUCGUCUAGAAUUUACCAAGGAGGUUUUUAACUGGGCACGGGAAUCUCCUCCAGACCCUCACAGACCGAUGGAUACCUACUAUGACUCUGAUCGAGGACAGUUAGCAUCCUACAUGCUUAGGAAACCAGAGAGCCUGACAGCUGAUGACUUCAGCAGUGGCCAUACCCUCCCUGUCAUCCAGACUCCCGACAUGCAGCGGGGCCUAGAUUAUUUCAAACCUUGGCUGAGUUGUGAUACUAAACAGCCAUUUAUUCUCGUAGGACCAGAGGGAUGUGGCAAAGGGAUGCUGCUCAGGUAUGCCUUCUCUCAGCUCCGCUCCACGGAGAUUGCCACGGUCCACUGCAGUGCUCAGACUACUUCUCGGCAUCUCCUGCAGAAGCUGAGCCAGACUUGCAUGGUAAUCAGUACAAACACUGGCCGAGUAUACAGACCAAAAGAUUGCGAAAGACUUGUUUUGUACCUGAAAGAUAUCAACCUGCCAAAGCUUGAUAAGUGGGGAACCAGCACUUUGGUGGCUUUCCUCCAGCAGGUGUUGACUUAUCAAGGAUUUUAUGAUGAAAAUUUGGAAUGGGUUGGCCUGGAGAAUAUUCAGAUUGUGGCCUCCAUGUCAGCUGGAGGAAGGCUGGGCAGACACAAGCUGACCACCAGAUUUACAUCUAUUGUCCGUCUUUGUGCCGUAGAUUACCCAGAAAGAGAACAGUUACAGACAAUCUAUGGAGCAUAUUUGGAAGCAGUUCUGCACAAAAAUCUGAAGAAUCAUUCUAUUUGGGGUUCUUCAUCAAAAAUUUAUCUAUUAGCAGGCUCUAUGGUGCAGGUGUAUGAACAGGUGAGGGCCAAGUUCACAGUUGAUGAUUAUAGCCACUAUUUCUUCACACCCUGCAUUCUUACUCAGUGGGUUCUUGGCUUGUUCAGAUAUGACUUAGAAGGAGGAUCUUCCAACCAUCCAUUAGAUUAUGUGCUAGAAAUUGUAGCCUAUGAAGCCCGGCGCUUGUUCCGGGACAAAAUCGUUGGUGUGAAGGAGCUGCAUUUGUUUGAUAACAUCUUAACUUCGGUGUUACAAGGAGACUGGGGCUCAGAUAUACUAGACAACAUGGCAGAUAGCUACUAUGUUACAUGGGGAGCCCGACAUAGCUCAGUAACAAACACACUUCCAGGACAGCCAUUACCUCCACAUGGGAAACCACUUGGCAAACUGACCUCUGCAGACCUGAAGGAUGUCAUUAAGAAGGGUCUUAUUCACUAUGGACGAGAUAACCAGAAUUUAGAUAUUUUGCUUUUCCAAGAAGUUCUGGAAUAUAUGUCUAGGAUAGACAGAGUGCUAAGUUUCCCCGGAGGCUCACUUCUGUUGGCAGGACGAAGUGGCGUGGGGCGGACUGCCACAUCUAUAGUCAGUCACAUGCAUGGCGCAGUGCUCUUCUCCCCAAAGAUUUCCAGAGGCUAUGAGCCAAAGCAGUUCAGAAAUGAUCUCAAACAUGUGCUGCAUCUCGCAGGGAUCGAGUCACAGCAAGUUGUCUUACUUCUUGAGGAUUACCAGUUUGUACAUCCUACAUUUUUGGAGAUGAUCAAUAGCCUUUUGUCUUCAGGUGAGGUCCCUGGACUGUAUACUCUGGAAGAGCUCGAGCCUUUGCUGUCACAUGUGAAAGAUCAGGCAUCCCAGGAUGGCUUCUUUGGACCAGUCUUCAAUUACUUCACAUUCAGAAUUCAACAAAACUUGCAUAUUGUCUUGAUUAUGGACUCUGCAAAUAUUAACUUCAUAAUAAACUGUGAGAGCAAUCCAGCUUUGAAUAAGAAAUGCCAGGUGCUGUGGAUGGAGGGCUGGUCAGACAGCAGUAUGAAGAAGAUACCAGAAAUGUUAUUAAAUGAAAUAGACGAAGAGAAACAUGACAAAAGAAGAAAAGAAGAAAAGAAAAAAAAUCCAGUUGAUCCUGACUUUCUAAAAUCAUUCUUAUUAAUCCACGAGUCUUGUAAAGCAUAUGGGGCCACCCCGAGCAGGUACAUGACCUUUCUGCAUGUGUAUUCUGCCAUCAGCAGCAGCAAGAAAAAGGAAUUACUGAAAAGACAAAGUCAUUUACAGGCUGGUGUGUCUAAACUAAAUGAAGCCAAAGCUCUCGUGGAUGAGUUGAACAGAAAGGCCGGUGAGCAGAGCAUAUUGCUUCGAAUGAAGCAGGACGAAGCCGAUGCUGCCCUUCAGGAGAUCACUGUGUCCAUGCAGGAUGCUAGUGAGCAAAAGACAGAACUUGAAAGACUAAAACAGAAAAUAGCAGAAGAAGUUGUUAAAAUUGAAGAAAGAAAAAGUAAAAUUGAUGAUGAAUUAAAAGAAGUACAACCUCUAGUCAAUGAAGCUAAGCUAGCUGUUGGAAACAUUAGACCAGAGUCUCUCUCAGAAAUCCGCUCACUGCGCAUGCCACCAGAUGUAAUCCGAGACAUUCUUGAAGGAGUUUUGAGGUUGAUGGGGAUCUUUGAUACAUCAUGGGUAAGCAUGAAAAGCUUCCUUGCAAAAAGGGGCGUGAGAGAAGAUAUUGCAACUUUUGAUGCACGGAACAUCCCGAAGGAGAUACGAGAGAGUGUGGAGGAGCUUCUCUUCAAAAACAAAGCCUCUUUCGAUCCAAAGAAUGCUAAGCGUGCCAGCACUGCGGCUGCGCCUUUGGCUGCUUGGGUUAAGGCCAAUGUACAGUACUCCCAUGUCUUGGAGCGGAUCCAGCCUCUGGAAACAGAGCAGUCAGGAUUAGAGUCGAAUUUGAAGAAAACUGAAGAUAGAAAACGGAAGCUAGAAGAUCUUCUUAACUCUGUUGGUCAGAAAGUGUCAGAACUCAAAGAAAGAUUUCAGAGCAGGACUUCAGAAGCUGCUAAGCUUGAAGCUGAAGUCAGCAAGGCCCAGGAGACAAUCAGAGCUGCAGAAGUCCUGAUUAGUCAGCUGGACAGAGAACACCGGCGAUGGAACACACAGGUAGCUGAAAUAUCAGAGGAGUUAGCUACCCUCCCCAAAAGAGCUCAGCAGGCUGCUGCAUUCAUAACUUACCUCUCUGCUGCCCCAGAAGGCCUCAGGAAGAACUGUGUGGAAGAAUGGACCAAGGCAGCUGGUCUAGAGAAAUUCGAUCUAAGGAGAUUUCUCUGCACUGAAAGUGAGCAGCUGAUCUGGAAAAGUGAAGGCCUCCCAUCUGAUGACCUCUCCAUAGAGAAUGCCCUUGUGAUCUUACAGAUCAUUGGUUUGAAAUCAUGGAGCCGUGUGUGCCCAUUUCUGAUAGAUCCAUCUUCCCAGGCAACAGAGUGGUUAAAGACACAUCUGAAAGACUCACGCUUGGAAGUUAUUAACCAGCAGGACAGCAACUUUAUCACAGCUCUUGAGUUGGCAGUGCGUUUUGGGAAAACCCUCAUUAUACAAGAGGUGGAUGGGGUGGAGCCUGUUCUUUAUCCACUGCUGAGAAGAGAUCUUGUUGCUCAAGGACCUCGGUAUGUGGUACAAAUAGGUGACAAAAUCAUUGACUAUAAUGAAGAUUUCCGCCUUUUCUUGUCAACAAGAAAUCCAAAUCCCUUCAUCCCCCCGGAUGCUGCAUCCAUCGUGACUGAGGUGAACUUUACCACAACCAGAAGUGGACUUCGAGGGCAGCUUUUAGCUUUAACCAUUCAGCAUGAAAAACCUGAUCUAGAAGAACAGAAAACAAAGCUGUUGCAGCAGGAAGAAGAUAAAAAAAUACAGCUAGCCAGACUUGAGGAGUCUCUGUUAGAGACACUUGCUACAUCUCAAGGCAAUAUUUUGGAAAAUAAGGAUUUGAUUGAAUCUCUGAAUCAGACAAAAGCAAGCAGUGCUCUUAUUCAAGACUCACUAAAAGAAUCUUACAAACUCCAGAUUUCCCUUGAUCAAGAGCGGGACGCCUAUCUGCCUUUGGCUGAGAAUGCCAGCAAGAUGUACUUCAUCAUCUCUGACUUGUCCAAGAUUAAUAACAUGUACCGUUUCAGUUUGGCUUCAUUUCUUCGACUUUUCCAAAGAGCUCUGCACAACAAGCAGGACUCUGAAAAUACAGAACAGAGAAUCCAGUGUCUCAUCAGCUCAUUGAAGCAUAUGGUGUAUGAGUAUAUAUGCCGAUGCCUGUUUAAGGCUGACCAGUUGAUGUUUGCUUUGCAUUUUGUUCGGGGUAUGCAUCCUGAACUUUUUCAAGAAAAUGAAUGGGAUACGUUUACAGGUGUGAUUGUUGGAGACAUGCUGAGAAAAGCUGACUCUCAACAAAGAAUUCGUGAUCAGCUUCCAUCUUGGAUAGAUCAGGAAAGAAGCUGGGCCAUGGCAACACUCAAGGUCACUCUCCCCAGUCUCUACCAGACCCUCUGUUUUGAAGACAUGGCACUCUGGCGCACUUACUACCACCACUCAAUGUGUGAGCAGGAGUUUCCAUCAGUUCUUGCAAAGAAAGUUUCCUUAUUUCAGCAGGUUCUUGUUGUUCAGGCUCUACGUCCAGAUAGAUUGCAGAGCGCCAUGGCUCUGUUUGCCUGUAAGGCCCUGGGACUGAAGGAGUUAUCCCCUCUUCCCUUGAAUCUCAAGCGUUUAUACAAAGAGACACUAAACAUUGAGCCCAUCUUGAUAAUCAUUUCCCCGGGAGCUGACCCCUCUCAGGAACUUCAAGAACUUGCUAAUGCUGAAAGAAGUGUUGGGUGUUACCACCAGGUUGCCAUGGGUCAAGGUCAAUCCGAUUUAGCAAUUCAGAUGCUAAAAGAAUGUUCCCGGACUGGAGACUGGCUCUGUUUGAAGAACUUACAUCUUGUGGUGCCUUGGCUCUCAGUUCUGGAGAAGGAAUUGAAUUCUCUUCAACCUAAAGAUACCUUUCGUUUGUGGCUCACUGCGGAAGUUCAUCCCAGCUUCACCCCCAUUUUACUCCAGUCAAGCUUGAAGAUAACAUAUGAGUCACCUCCAGGUUUGAAGAAGAAUUUGAUGCGAACUUAUGAGUCUUGGACUCCUGAGCAAAUUAGCAAAAAAGAUAAUAUACACCGGGCUCAUGCUCUUUUUAGUUUAGCAUGGUUUCAUGCUGCUUGUCAAGAAAGAAGAAAUUAUAUUCCACAGGGUUGGACCAAGUUUUAUGAGUUUUCUUUAUCAGAUCUUCGGGCUGGGUACAACAUUAUUGACAGGCUCUUCGAUGGUACCAAAGAUGUCCAGUGGGAAUUUGUACAUGGCUUACUUGAAAAUGCUAUCUAUGGAGGACGUGUCGAUAACUGUUUUGACCUCAGGGUUCUUCAGUCAUACCUGAAGCAGUUUUUUAAUUCUUCAGUAAUUGAUGUACUAAACGAAAGGAACAAGAAAAGCAUUUUUCCAUAUUCCAUCUCUCUCCCCAACUCCUGCAGCAUUUUGGACUAUCGCGCUGUCAUUGGGAAGCUCCCAGAGGAUGACAAACCUAGCUUCUUCGGGCUGCCUGCCAACAUCGCCCGCUCAUCUCAGCGCAUGACCAGUUCUCAGGUUAUCUCCCAGCUCAGGAUCUUGGGAAGAUCGGUCUCAGCUGGUUGCAAAUUUGAUAGAGAAAUCUGGUCUAAUGAACUUUCUCCCAUCCUCAAUCUCUGGAAGAAACUGAACCAGAAUUCAAACCUAAUCCAUCAGAAAGUGUCACCACCCAAUGAUCGACAAGGAUCUCCAGUGUUAUCCUUCAUCAUUCUCGAGCAGUUCAAUGCCAUCCGCUUAGUACAGAGUGUCCAUCAGUCUCUUGCUGCUCUCAGCAAAGUCAUCAGAGGAACUACUUUACUGAGCUCAGAAGUACAAAAACUGGCAAGUGCUUUAUUAAACCAAAAGUGUCCUCUCACCUGGCAGAGCAAAUGGGAAGGCCCCGAGGAUCCCCUCCAGUACCUUCGAGGUCUUGUAGCCCAACUGGGUCGAUAAAGCUGAAAAGCAAGCUCUUCUCUCUGAUACACUUGACCUGUCUGAACUCUUCCAUCCAGACACAUUCCUUAAUGCUCUUCGCCAGGAAACUGCAAGGGCAAUGGGCUGCUCCGUGGAUAGCCUUAAAUUUGUAGCAUCCUGGAAAGGCCGACUUCCAGAAGCAAAGCUGCAGAUUAAGAUCAGUGGUUUGUUACUGGAAGGUUGCAGCUUUGAUGGCAAUCGCCUUUCAGAAAACCAGCACGAUUCUCCCAGCGUGUCAUCAGUUCUCCCUUGCUUUAUGGGCUGGACUCCACAGAGUACAUAUGGCCCUUACUCCCCUGACGAAUGCAUCUCUUUGCCUGUUUACACAAGUGCCGAGAGGGAUCGUGUGGUGACCAACAUUGAUGUUCCCUGUGGGGGCAACCAGGACCAGUGGAUCCAGUGUGGGGCAGCACUGUUUCUUAAAAAUCAAUAAAUCUGAGGCAACACAGGACAACUUAGCAAAGUGACAGUUGCUGCAAAGUUUUACACAGAAUAUAUAGUUAGUCUGAAAUGUUAGUUCAGAAGGUCUGUUUUAGUCUUCCUUGUUGUUGAGCUCCUUGGGUUCUUAUUUUAAUACAUGUGUAACACCCAUGCUGUGUACCUUCAAGAAUUUCAUAAUAAAGUGGGGGUAUUUGGAGGCAUUAGAUACUUUUAUGAAGAAAUGUACUUUUUCAGUGGUUCAAAUAUUUAAGAUUUAAAGUACUAUAUUUAAGGAAUCAAUAAUAUUUUUGUUAUCAUUUUGUAUAAUUGCAUAUUUUAGUCUUCUGUGGUUUUAAAUGUGUGGACCACUCUGCUUUUAAGCAUUGAGCAAUGUACAAAUGUGUAAUGAAUGAAUUAUCUUAACAAACA